AUGGCAGAUCGCCAAGCGAGCGGAUCAACGGGUCCGCCACCCGAAGGUCCACCAGCCGCUGGGGUUCCACAGGAAAGUGAGAUCAAAACGACGCCAAGAACAGUUCGCACCGCCGGUGGGGAUACGGGAAUAAGUAAACUUCGAGACCACAUCGCCGAGCAGAUGGAGGGGGAGUUCAGCAUCGUCAGCGUUGAGGCAUUUAUGUCGCAUUAUCUACCAUUCGAGCCGACCGAAGACGACGUCAAGGACAUGGAGAAAUCGCUUGCCGAGAUGAAAUUGAGUGUCUUGGUUGAAGUGGAUGGAGAGCUCCGUUUUCACGAAUUCCUGGUCCCCCCUUGCAAUGCUAAUGGGACAGAGACUCCCUCGUACAGACCUCUCGAGGAUAUUUCCAGGGCGAUAGCUUCUGUGCCUGUCGAGGGACGGACGCGCAACGAAUUCAGCUUCCGUGUUUGCCCCAACACCGUCAUCAAGUCACAAAUUGCUGGCUCGGACAACAGGGUCGACGGAUGCUUUACCUCAGAGGAUCCUGAGAGCAAGACAUUGGAUACCUCUCGUCUUGCGUGUAUCCUCGAAUACAAGCUGAACCGCUUGCAGGAGGUUGAGAACAACAAGCAAGCCCUGUCGGCAAGUGUCCAGAUCAUGAAUGACGAUGUCCGUCGCAUGUUCACAUAUGGGAUUACUAUUAUCCGAGAUCGUGUUACUCUAUGGUAUCAUUCUCGGUCGCACUCGAUGAUUUCAGAGCCCUUCAGUUUUGUAAAAAACCCACAACUCCUUAUCAAAGUCUUCAUGUCAUUCCUGUUUGCCACGGAGGAGGAGCUGGGAUACGACCCAAUGGUCACUCGGGACGCGAAAGGGGACUAUAUAUACAGAAUCCCCUCUACCGAGCAGGGACAACAACGCGACCGUUUCUUCCGCACUACUGCUUCCAUCGCCGAGUAUCGUUCGAACAAUAUCACUGGUCGUAUGGCUCGGGUGUGGAAGGUGGUCGAAUGCAAUCCGAGUGGCGCUGUGUUAUCGCCCAGCGAGCCUUCCCGUGUAUUGAAGGAUGUCUGGCUGGAGGAUUCGGCACUUACUGAGUCGCAGAUUCAGUCGCAGAUCUUCGCGGACCUCAAGAAGUUCUUCCGUGACAAGCAAGACGCGCGAUAUCUUGCCUUCGAGGAGCUGCACCCUUCGAUCAGUGAAUUGGAGCAUGAGGACAGAUACGAGAAGUAUUUUAUCAAAAUCAUGACGGAUUACGAAGGCAAACGGACUAAACCACUCCUUUCCAAUUCACAAAGGAUGCGCAAGCUCUUCACCACUAUCAAACCGUUAGCGCUUCCGACGACAGCACAUCGGGGUGGUAGCGGGACUCCCCGCCCACUCGAAAGCAAGGACGCUUUGGAUGAAACUCCUCGUGAGUUUGCGCCGAGGAAGCAAUAUCGGGUCGUCUUUGGGGAGGUAUGCGAGGCUGUGGGUGACCUUAGAACCGUAGGCGAGGUUGCGGACGUCCUCAGUCAGGCAGUCGUUGCGCUUCGCCUUAUGUAUUGUGCUGGAUGGGUGCAUCGAGAUAUUAGCUCUGGCAACAUUCUGGCUCAUCCCAGCGACGGCGCGUGGCAAGUUAAGUUGUCUGACCUGGAGUACUCCAGGCGGUUCUCCUUUGAUCUGGAGCGUGAUGUAGGCAGAGACCCGAAGACGGGUACACCGUACUUCAUGCCUCACGAAAUUCUCCGGUCUCGCUACCUCAAAUUCCCUACAUCGACCCUGCCGGAUACAACGUUUGACCUCGACACUUUCCAAGAUACCGAGGACCCUGCCGCACCCCAAAUGCCACUCGUAUACAACUUCCAACAUGACCUGGAAUCCAUCUGGUGGAUCUUCCUUUGGACAAUAACCUGCCGAGUUUCCCAUCCGCCUUCAAUAGUGUUUGGCCAAGGCAUCUUCAAGAACACUAUGGACCUUUCAUCCGAGAGAUCGGCGUGCUUUGAAGACUCGAUCACGACAUCCCUCCGAACCUGCUUGCUUCCACCACUAGAGCGGCUGGCAGCGCCGUUAGAGAGAUUGAGGAGGGCCAUGGUGAAUGCCUACAUGCACCAUCAUAAGAAUCAGGAUUGGUCCAACCUCUCAUCCUACAUUCACAUUCAUAACGCUUUCCACUUUUUUUUCCUAGCAAUCGGCCUGUCUCGAGCAAAUUGGGGUGGUACUGCAUUGGUGACCAGCCAUCAGCCUGUUGCCAGUAUUGCGGAGGUUGGUAGCACCGCCGACCUCAACAAUGUCGAACAAGUCCCCAAUAUUUCAAAUCCCACUCGACGUAAACCCAGUCGACGCAAGCGCACAUUGCCACGGGACGAUGACGACUACGUGCCGAACAGCAAGGGCGAGGGGUCUAAGAAAUCGGCGCGUGCUAAACGGUCUCCAGGUAUUCAGUAG
Messenger RNA from Pleurotus ostreatus (oyster mushroom), 2406 nucleotides. RefSeq lists its product as uncharacterized. Gene Ontology annotation, biological process: protein phosphorylation. The transcript has 8 exons. The coding region runs from base 1 to 2406 and encodes 801 amino acids. Gene Ontology annotation, molecular function: protein kinase activity; ATP binding. NCBI's taxonomy places the organism in Eukaryota, Fungi, Basidiomycota, Agaricomycetes, Agaricales, Pleurotaceae. The record is from RefSeq and is a predicted model, not a curated record.